GUGUGAAGGGAGCUACACAGGAACGACAACGAUCGGGGAGCAGCAUCGUGCAUUUCGCGCGUAAAGCCCUGCAAGCGUUGUCCAGUUAAUACAGCUAAACGUGCUACAUGCAUUAAUAAUCCUCGCGUGGACUUACUAUGACAGCUUAAGCCGGAAGUGACUACAGCAAAUUCACAUGGCCGAUCAACUGGGGCCUCUCGCCGGUCCAGCGCAAGAUCCGCUAGAUGAACUUGGAGGUUUAGUAGGACAAACUUUGAACAUUUUCGACGGACAAGGUGUAUCAGCGGCUGGGGCCAACGCGGGAGGAAGGCAUCCGCUAGACGUCUUUGGGGCAGGGUCUCGGGGAGCACCGGAUUCGGUUGCCCAAUCCAUCGACUUGGACCUUCUUGGAUCAUCGAGUCCGGCAGCAACAGCCCAAACUUCCCUUCUUCGCAGCAACACCGCUGCACCUGACGCAGAGAUACCGUUGUCACCCGAAGAAAUUCAGGUCAUGCUGAGGUCCAGAGCGAUCAGGGCGCUGGCGGCUCCUCCCUGUACGACGGCGCAGGCGCAGAAGGGCCGAGCACCAGCAGCACGCCUGCCGCUACACGGCCCGCAGACGAGGUUCCUCCAGUACGCGUCUGGAUUCGGGAACCUGAACGAAACGAGACGACGAAUAAGCUUGGUAUGCGGACAACGUACUUUACGUACAUGAUACGGACAGAGAGCAGCCUGCCGAGCCUGCGUUCUGACGGGUUGGAGGUUCGGCGGCGGUUCUCGGAGUUCGACGUGAGUUUACAGCAUCAGACAAGCAGCCUGCUCAGCAAGACCUAUGCCGUAGGCUGGCUAGCCGGCAUGGCCCUUGGACCAGAUGGGGUACACGAUGGCAGGGGGUUUAAGAAAGUCUGCAUUUGCAGCAACCCG
Molecule: messenger RNA, 903 nt
Organism: Astrephomene gubernaculifera
Lineage: Eukaryota; Viridiplantae; Chlorophyta; Chlorophyceae; Chlamydomonadales; Astrephomenaceae
Source: the annotation of a GenBank genome assembly